AUGGACACACUCUCCGAUGAUGAUGAGUUCACGCGCCGGGAACCCCAGAUCAGCAGCCUGGUGGCAGCUCGGGGCGAGGCGGCUGUGGGCGGCGCGGCCGUCCAGCGUGUGGGUGCCGCAGUCUGCUGCGCCGUGGAACGAUUCGUAGCAGUCGGUGAAACAAUCGCCGAUGAUAACCCUGACGUGCGACACAGCAUGGUGCUUGCAUGCAAGGAAGCCAGAGCUGCAGUUGCUGAUUGCAAAGAAAGAUCGAAGAACCUACGAGGUUGCUAUACAAGACAUUCAAAAAACAACAGACCCUCUGGUUCUUCAGCAAAACAUGUAAAGCUCUAUUAUUUAGCUGACCAUCUUCAGUUUUUAGAUCGGUACACUAAAUCUAGGCAAUCAAAAGGCAUAUUUAAUAAAGAAGAGCAAAACACCGAAAUACACCAGGAAACACUAAAUGAAAUAGAUGAUGAACAUGCAUUAAGUCGUGAAUUUAAUAACCCUCCUCCUGCUAUUUCUGUAACUAAUGAAAUAGAAGCCUGUAGCCAGGAAACUGAAAAUUUCUCAAGACCAAGUCAAUUAAAAAGGAAAAAAGUUUCUUUGAGCGAAGUAAACGCAGCUGCUAAGGAAUAUUUUCAGUCAAGGCAAAAAAUUUCAAAGCACAAUGAAAAUCAGGAUCCAGAUUUUGCAUUUUUCUAUAGCUUACUUCCUGACGUCAAAGAUAUGAAUCGUGACCAAAAAAGAAGAUUUAAAAUGGAUGUUCUUAAAUUAGCCAAUGACAUAUUACAAGAAAAUAUUCCUCAAGAACAUGCAACAAUGUCAAAUUUCAAACCGUAUAUGUAG
Molecule: messenger RNA, 828 nt
Organism: Parnassius apollo (apollo)
Lineage: Eukaryota; Metazoa; Arthropoda; Insecta; Lepidoptera; Papilionidae
Source: the annotation of a GenBank genome assembly